UCGACCCCUAAAGGGCGUCGCUUGCUGCCAAAGGGAGCUGCACCAACCUUAUUCCAGUGGAACGACUACUCCGUGGCUGAACCGAGGCGCUCCGGGGUAUGGCAAAGACGGGACACUCAAGUGGAUGAGGUUCCUGAGCCAAUGAAUGUUCAUUAUCUGGAGCAUGAUUAUUGUUUAGUCCCAGAACCCGGGGCAGUUGAUAAUGCACUGGACAAGACCGAAGAUCUCGAAAAAAAGGUGGACCGACUAAUGAGACAGGUGGAGGAGCUGUCAGUCCGUCAAAGAUUUUGUUUGGGGCGAUUUGCUGCUUCCGACGAUGAUAUAAGGUUCUACACUAGGUUCAUGACUUACAGGCAUUUAAUGAGUUUCUGGAAACUCAUUGAACCUGCAUCCCACAAAAUGAUUCGUGUCACCAGAGCAAGAGCAACUACAAUGAGGAGUGAAGCUGAAACAAGAGACAGUACAUGGGGUCAGUCCCUGCAGCCCAUUGAUGAGUUCUUCCUCUUCAUGAUCCACCUCUCAGUUGGCCAAACACAGCGGGAUCUGUCCCACAGAUUCAACAUUCAUCAGUCUACAGUUAGCCGAAUUAUUACAACCUGGGCCAAUUUUUUGUACACCAUUCUUGGCUCUGUUCGCAUAUGGAUGUCUGAGGAGGAAGUCAAAGCGCAUCUACCCAAUGAGUUCCGGGACUACCCAGACACACAAGUGGUGAUUGACUGCACGGAACUGCGUUGCCAAACUCCAUCCUCUCUCCUGCUUCAAAGUGAAGUCUUCUCCAAUUACAAGUCCCACUGCACGUUCAAGGGGUUAAUCGGCAUGGCACCACAUGGUGUGGUCACCUUUGUGUCUUCCCUGUAUGCAGGAUCUGUCAGUGACAAGGAGCUUUUUAAGCAGUCUGGGAUUGUGUCUCUGUUGAAACCUGGGAUGGCAAUAAUGGUCGACAAAGGUUUUCUUGUUGAUGAGUGUGUGCCAUGCAAAGUCUACAGACCUGCUUUCCUGUCAAAAAGGAAACAGCUGACGGCUGAUGAGGUAAAGAAGACACAGUCCAUUGCUCGGCUGAGGGUCCACGUCGAGCGUCUCAUCCGCAGGGUGAAGGAACACAAGCUGUUCGACACAGAAAUCCCUCUUUCCAUCACAGGGAGCAUCAACCAGCUGUACACUGUUGCUUGCCUCCUUGUAAAUUACCAGAAUGGCCCCUUAGUAAAAGCAUGGGCAAAGGAUUAAAGACAAGAUAACUUUGUUUGGGGAUUGAUGAAUUUGCAUUUAUUUUUGUCCAAAUAGAAAUAUUGUAAAUAUAAAUAACUUUGUACAGUAGCACUGCAGGAAAGUAAACAUGUAAAUAUAAAUAACAUUAUACAGUUGUUCCACUGCAGGAAUGUAAACAUGUAAAUAUAAAUAACUUUGUUACAGUCUUUAACAUUAUGUACAGUGAUGUUGAGUAAAUAAAAAAAACUUUGAUACAAUGUUAAAUGAUUAUUUGUCUUUUUUACAUCUGUAGGUAUCUUGGCAGGUAAAAGUAAAGAAAGAAAUGGUCAGCUUUCUCUCGAAUGAUCUGAAACAUUCUGGUGUCUUUGUAUAUGCGCUGGAUCAUCAUGUCAUCCUGUGCAUAAACAACAAAAUCACACCAGUCCAAUCCUGAGAUCAGCAUUUGUCCUUGAACUUGCCAAAAGUAUGCAUGCUGUUGUUUCAGUUCUGGUGUGCCAUUGUGAAAUUUAAGGUAAGGACAGUCCACGUAACUUUUGACAUUGGGACAUUUUAUCUCCAAAAGUCCAAAAACAUGGUGCUCUUUAGGGUCAAAAAU
This is a messenger RNA of Etheostoma spectabile (orangethroat darter), 1801 nucleotides long. RefSeq lists its product as uncharacterized. Lineage: Eukaryota; Metazoa; Chordata; Actinopteri; Perciformes; Percidae. Bases 142 to 1224 code for a protein of 360 amino acids. The record is from RefSeq and is a predicted model, not a curated record. The transcript has 3 exons.